GCUAGUAUCUAGCCUUUUAUUGGCUUCAAAGGGCUCGAUACCGGGCCGGAAUCUUUAAAAAAACUUGUAUGAAGAUUCAAGAACGAGAAAUUAUACUAUUAUUUCUCAAAAUAUUUGACCACUUUUUAUCGAAACACAUACGUUUAAUAUUUACGCUAUUAAAUGAACAAUAUACAUAGGCGUUAUAAAAUACUGUCCAACUGGUAUUUAAAAUUUAUAACUUAAAAUGGCCACCAAUAUUUUCAGAAGUUUAUUAAGGCCUAGAAUAAAGACCUCAUUUUUCAAAAGAUAUGAAAGUUCAGAAAAACGAGUGGUUAUUCACGACCCGUUUUCUAAUAAGCCAGAAAAAAAUAAAGAGUCAUAUUUGCAAGUUAUUAAGUUUUUCGAAGGUCGUGAUCAAAGAAGACGGGGUCACGUAGAAUUUAUUUACGCUGCCCUUGGUCGGAUGAAAGAGUUUGGUGUUAAUAAUGAUUUGGAAGCGUAUAAAGCUUUAGUAGAUGUCUUACCUAAAGGAAAAUUGGUUCCAACUAAUAUAUUUCAAGCAGAAUUCUUGCACUACCCAAAACACCAACAAUGUGCAGUUGAUCUAUUGGAACAGAUGGAAAAUAAUGGUGUAAUGCCUGAUAUUGAAAUGGAACAAAUGUUACUAAAUACGUUUGGUAGAAGAGGUAUACCUCUUAGAAAAUAUUGGAGGAUGAUGUAUUGGAUGCCAAAAUUUAGAAAUCUGAGUCCUUGGUACCUCCCUGAUAAAAUGCCAGAUGAUACCUUAGAACUAGCCAAACUUGCUAUUCAGAGAAUCACAUCAGUAGAUCCUGACAAUAAUAUUAAUGUUUGGCAGACAGAAGAGAUAGAGUUUGCACUAGACAAGACUUGGAUAGUAAGUGGCCAGAGUCGAAUACAGAAGUUGCUCUUAGCUGAACAACCAAUCAAAGAACCACUAGUUAUUAAAGGCCCCUAUCAUGUAUACUUGAGAGAUCAAAGUGUUACUUAUUUUACUCUUCUAGGUAAAAUAAGGCCUGAACCAAAAGAUGACAUUGAUUGGGAUGAUGUUUCUAAAAUUGAAAAACCCUCUGGAAUACCUGGCUUUAUUGGAAAGAAUACUUUACCUUCCAUAAAAUGUACUGUACAUGAACAAGAUGAUGGAACAAUUUUAGCUAUUUGUGCUACAGGUACUUCAUCAAGGGAUUCAUUACUUUCCUGGAUAAGGUUACUAGAAAAACAUGAUAAUCCCUUACUAGCUAAUAUACCUGUUAUAUUCACUUUACUGGCCCCAACAUCAGAUAUCUCUCUCCAGGAGACCCAACCAGCCUUACAAGAAGAAGACAAUAUAGAAAGAGCAGGAUAA
Pieris brassicae (large cabbage white) is the source of this 1345-nucleotide messenger RNA. RefSeq names its product evolutionarily conserved signaling intermediate in Toll pathway, mitochondrial (gene ECSIT). The transcript has 5 exons. Gene Ontology annotation, cellular component: mitochondrion. The record is from RefSeq and is a predicted model, not a curated record. NCBI's taxonomy places the organism in Eukaryota, Metazoa, Arthropoda, Insecta, Lepidoptera, Pieridae. The coding region runs from base 227 to 1345 and encodes 372 amino acids.